This is a messenger RNA of Gekko japonicus, 4382 nucleotides long. It is a transcript of the gene COBL, whose product is annotated as cordon-bleu WH2 repeat protein. The coding region runs from base 84 to 4334 and encodes 1416 amino acids. The record is from RefSeq and is a predicted model, not a curated record. Gene Ontology annotation, biological process: actin filament polymerization; actin filament network formation. Gene Ontology annotation, molecular function: actin monomer binding. Gene Ontology annotation, cellular component: plasma membrane; terminal web; perinuclear region of cytoplasm. Lineage: Eukaryota; Metazoa; Chordata; Lepidosauria; Squamata; Gekkonidae. The transcript has 20 exons.
ACGCCUGUGAAUGAAACAAGGGUAAAGAGGCUCUGGGAUCCCUGUGAGGACAGGAAGAAAACCAGUGUGUUUUAAGUUAUGGAAUGGAUAGGUUCAAGGUGUUGCCAGGCAGAGACAGAAAAAGAAGAAAGUGCUUUGGGUUUUGUUCUUCUCUUCCAAAAUUGGGAAUAAAGAGAAGAAUGAAGGCCCGGGCUCCCCCUCCGCCAAACCAGCCUCCUGCUUCUUGUAAAGCUAAUAACGAACGCAAGUUGAGCACAGACGUGGGAAUGCUUCCUGAUCAGGGUGGGAUAAACAUGAAGGAAAACAUGAUUAACAGGACAGUGGACUUUACAGUAGUUUUCCCAGAUGGAGAUGAGCAGAAGAAUACUGUGCAUGGAAGUAAAGCUGUGAUGGACCUGUUAGUUGACUUGUGCAGCCAGUACCACUUAAAUCCAGCCCACCACACUCUUGAGCUUCAGUCCUGGGGGACCCAACAACCUUUGCAGUACAAGCCAAAUACACUGAUAGGGGCACUGGAUGUACAGAAGAUACUCCUCAAGGAAAAGACUCCUGAAGGAAAGACAAAGAGGCCUCCACCCAGGAUUCCCGAGAAAACCGUGAGGCUCGUAGUAAAUUACCUCAAGACACAAAAGGCAGUGGUUCGAGUGAAUCCUGAGGUGCCCCUUGAGAGUAUAAUCCCGGCCAUUUGCGAAAAAUGUGAGGUCAAUCAGGAACACCUCAUCCUCUUGAGAGAUACCAUCACCGGGGAGGAGCUGGAACUCACAAAGUCAUUGAACGAACUAGGGAUAAAGGAGCUCUAUGCGUGGGACAGAAAAAGAGUUUUCCCAUCAAAAGCUCAAUCUGAACCUUCUCUGAACUGUAGAGAGACAAGAAAUUCAAUUAGCUGUGACCCAGUGGAAAAAGAAAAGAAAAGAUUUCUGGGAUUUUUCAGAACUAAUAAAAGAAGCAGUAAGGCAGAAGACUCCUUAGUGAGGAUGGAUGUGGAUUAUGCCGGUGAAGAGCCUUUAAAAUCGACUACAGCAAGUCAACAAAGCCUGGAUAGAAUCACAACAGCUCCCAAUUCUACUUCAGUGAAUUCUUGUUCCAUGACUCUGGGUCCAUCGCUGUCUCUUGGGAACAUCUCAGGAAUGACUGCAAACAGCGAAAUCAAAAAGCGACGAGCGCCGCUCCCGCCAACCGUGAUGCCUCAGAGUGGGGAGACAAAUGGACAAGAAAAAACACAAAGUCAGCAAAUGUCUCUGAGUUCAUCGCAAAAUGAAUUUCAGAAGAAAAAGAGACGUGCCCCUCCUCCACCAGCUCCACCAACUCCCACAAUGCCAAACAAGAUAGAUGAAAUGGAGGACAAGAGGCAGAGCACAGUGGGUGAUGGACGGCAUGUGCCACAAAAGCCUCCUAGAGGCAACACGCGUGGUCCACCCCAGUUAGUGAUUCCCCCGCCCCCACCAUACCCUCCUCCAGACUCAGAUAUGGACCCACCUGUAUUGUACAAUGGAACAGAUGGUACAGACACAACCAAGCUGGUACCUAAAUAUAACUUGCAGAGCAGCCACACCAUUCAAGCUUUGGACAAUCUUAUUCUGGAACUGUCAGAAGCAGAGGAGACUACCUCUGUUAGCAGCUGCUUUGCCUCAGAGGACACCACAGAAGAUUCAGGAGUUAUAAGCUCUCCCUCUGAUAUUGUGUCGUUGGAUUCGCAAAAUGAUAGUGUGAGGUCGAGAGACAAGUCUGUCAAUGCCCAGGAGAACUUGUCUGGAAUAGAGUCCACAGUCGUUGCAGAGUCUUGCUCUUUAAAGAAUGCUUCCUUCAAUUCUGAUGAGUCUGGGAAUUUUCACCAAAGCCCGGAAGAGGAUGAAGCCAUGGAAGUUAGAUUCAAAAAUUCAGAGACGCUCAUUGCUGCUCGGCUGGAGCAGACCUUGGCUGCAUUUGAUAAAGAACUAGCAGCAAUGGAAGGUACGCAUGAAGAUUCUGAAAGCGAGCCCAUACCCAGUGAGAUGGAUGGUCCCCUUCCACAAAACGUUGAGGCUGCAGAAGAUAUUCCACCUGUUGUGCCUGUGACAAUUAUAGAUGAAGUUCCGGAAGCCGAUAUCGCAAUGCACUACACGAGAGGAGGAGGAGACGUUUUGCUUUCCCAGACACAGGCUAAUGAAGAUGUUCCAGUUAAUCCCAUUAGCCCAGGGAAGCCAUCCAAUGAAAAUAACAAUGCUGGAUCUUUCAGUAAGGGAGAUGUGAACAGUGAUUCUCGUUAUUUAUCGAAGGGCUUAUUACAACAGCCAUCACCUGAUCCAGGGUUUAGGCACCGAAAUGAAGAAGAGCAGAAAUACGAGUUUCAGGCGUCCUCGUGGGAGAAAAGGAAAAAGGAGGAAGCAACCCUGGAGGUUGUGUCUAAAAACGUCACCAACUUCAAGCUUAUGGACAAAGUUAAUGGUGCAAAGGAGAAAGCAAAGUCACUUAGUGAGCAGGACGCCAAGGAAGGAAUUCCAAGCAAAACAAAAACUGAACUGGAAUUCAGGCCAGGAUCAGCGAGAUCCACCAAUGACAAGGAAGCUGCUCCACCACCGUCCCCAUGGUGCAGCCGUGUCCACAGCGUAGUAGCAAGCUAUGAGCCUAAGAUAGGCCUGACAACCUUCAAAGUUGUUCCUCCCAAACCAGAAGUAAAACGCUUUGACGCGGAUGUGUCUCUCUCCACUGGUGCCAUUAAAAUAGAUGAGCUGGGCAACUUGGUGACUCCAAACCCCGGGGGGAUUAAAAAGGUUGCCGUGAACACACCUUUGAGUGAAACAGGGGGAACCCUCGUUGGGAGAGCCAAAGCGUACUGGAGGUCCAACUCUAUGGAAAAACCGCUUGAGGAGUCCCCAGAAGGUUCUUCUAAUAAAUCACCAGUCAUCCAUGUUUCCAAACCCUUCAGUAAAGCAUCUGAAACUAAGCAUGACUGCCUUACAGGUCUGAAAGUGGCAACCGUGCCACAAGUUGGUUCAAAAGCAGUUGGAAAUAAUUUGGGACCCGAAAAAACGAAGCCACCCUUUCCUGUCACGCAGUAUCCAAUGAAAGCACCCACUGCCCCAGUCGGUAACAAAGAUAAGGUUGAGUUACCAUUUCAGAAGCCCCAAAGGAGAACAUCCAGCCAUUACGUAGCCUCUGCUAUUGCAAAAUCCUUGGAUCCACCCCAGUUGAGAACCAGUCGGGAAAAACGUGACAAGGAAGAAGAAAACAGUGAUCAAAGAGGGGCAAAAGCCGAAAUGGAAUCCCUUCCUAAAAGAUGCAUUAUUGUGGCCAAAUCCUGCCCCGUGGAACCACAGCCAGCAAGAACAAAUGAAGGUUAUUCACGCAUCUUCAGUUGCGAUAAAAAUGCAGCAAAUAAACUACCAAGCGGUGCUCAGUCCAAGAUGAAAAGCCACACUGCCAACAUUACGUCGCCGAAUCAGAUCAGUCCUUCUAGUUGCUAUGGAAGAAGCUUCAGUGCGCCAUUUUCCACACUGUCUUCUCAAGGCGGCAUCACGGAAGAGGAGACCAGUCGCAGCUCCGCACAAAAUGUAAUUGUUAAAGAAACGUCAUCUAUAGUCCAUCAAAAUGGGGAGCCGGCUGGUCAGACUAGCUCCCUUUCCUCCUUUAGACCAUGUAAUGCUCCCUCAUCUCCCAUUGCUUGCAACUCCCUUGUGAAGUCAGGUAGCGGGCAUACCAUCCACAGUGGAUCUCUGAAAUGUAAUGGUACCCCUCUGGUAAACCACGUGGCUUCGAGAAAAGAAGAGAACCUUGGCGGUGCCUCUGCCGGGAAUGAACUGGAGGCUAAUAUCAGGGAUGACAACAUCUAUAGUGUCUUUGGGCCAAAGAAAAGGUUUAAACCAGUCAUCCAGAAACCGCUUCCAAGAGACACGUCACUUCAUGGUGCUUUAAUGGAAGCCAUCCAAACUGCAGGAGGAAGAGAAAAGCUUAGAAAGAUUCCGGUCAACGCUGUAAAUGGAACUCAGAGGAAAGGAUCGGUUUCAGAACCAGAGAACGAGCGCUCUGCCCUCCUGGCAGCCAUUAGAGGUCACAGUGGAGCCUGCAAGCUGAGGAAGACCUCUUCAUCUGCUUCUGAAGAACUGCAGAGUUUCCGAAAUGCAGAAUUAGGCUUGCAGAUCAGAGAAACUUCUCCGAUAGAGCGACUGUGUAAUCCUCCUCUGCCAUCGCUGCCGCCGCCACCACCACCACCUCCUGCUCAUUUGUCAACAAGAACGCCUAGGCCCCUUGCAAAUAGCAUUACGGAAAACCCAGGCGAUGCAAGACAGGCCCUGAUGGAAGCCAUCCGUUUAGGCACUGGGGCAGCACGCUUAAGAAAGGUCCCCCUGCUCGUUUGAACACUGGAUUCUCCAGUUACAUAAUCUCACCCGCAUCCUUAUCCGUCA